This is a messenger RNA of Somion occarium, 1518 nucleotides long. The record is from the annotation of a GenBank genome assembly. Lineage: Eukaryota; Fungi; Basidiomycota; Agaricomycetes; Polyporales; Cerrenaceae.
AAUCGCGAAUGACUCAAUCAAUGAUCCCACUGGCCUCUGGGAAGUUCGACUAAGAUUAUCACUCACUGGCACUAUGAUGCCUCAUGACUUGGGACAGUAUACCUUUUCGCCCUGGUCUUGAACGUAUCUAUGAUCUGACAUGUACAUUGGAGGCAUCUGUCAAUCUUUCGAAGCUGAUUGUUUUAUGCGCAUAUUCCCGAGGUUAUGACCAUCACAUUCAGUGUGCCAUGCCUUCUACAGUGCAAAACGCACCCGAGUCAUCGUCUGUGAACGCUGAAAGAGUUUACAACACCACCGCGCAGAUCGUUGAUGACACUAACAGCGGCAUCGCUUACACUACCGGCUGGAGCCAGACAUUCACCGGAUUGUCGGACUUCAACAGUAGCUACCAUGUUGUGCAGAAAGUUGGAGAAGAGGCAACCUUUGUGUUCAAUGGCACCGGAAUUGAGGUUUACGGUUUUCCAGAAUCUCUUAUGAAUGGAAUAGCUAUCGAGCUCCCUCCCGACAUACUGUACAACAUCGAUGGAGGUGCUUCAGCCAUUUAUCAUCUCAACUCUUCUGCGCAAAUCAAAGGCUCUCCCUUCUCAGUUCUCACCUAUGUCUCGCCUCCUCUAACCCAAGGAGAACAUACACUGACUAUCAGUUGUCUAAAUACAACGAAAUCCUAUUUUGGUCUCAACUAUCUUGUGUAUACCCCUGGAAACAUGACAUCGAGCGGAGGCACACAAGUAAUAACCGUCAGCGCAUUAGUAGCCCCAACCGCCAUCUCUUCCAAUGGCAAUGGUGUAUCGAAGAGUGCAAUAGCUGGAGGGACAAUUGGUGGUGUCGCCUUGGUUGCCUUGUUAGUCCUCGCGACGGUGUUCUGCUACAAACGAUACCGUGAACCCAAGCAGUUUGAAUUUGUGCAGCCAUACGAGCGCAAUUAUACUCGUCACCGCUCCAUGCCAUCUUUACCCGCCGUCUAUCCAUUCAGCGCUGCUACAGUGAUAGAGACGCCGAGGGCCAAAGGCGCCCCCCCGCCCGUGUCUCCUGCCGCAUUGGCAAGAUUAACCUCUGCACUAUCUCCCGAGCGGCGCCGUGACAUUGCGGACAAUCAAUCCAUUGUUUCCGAUGCUGCCCCUCCGUCAUAUAGGAGUGCUGUUUAACUGCGGCCUGGUUCUUUUCAGCUGACUUUCACUUCUGAGAUAUCUUUCUAAUUUGUAGGUCAGGCGCCUCGUAGCGGAGCACUGUUCUUCGAGUAAGAUUAGUAGAGGCUAUUCGUGAUGGAGCUUGAGCUGGCCUUCGGCCAGGGACCGCUUCGCGGUCAACAUUCGCAAAGCGAAUGUCACUGCGUAGUUGCACUUUGGGGCAAAAUUGAAGCAAGGCUAGGCUAAAAUGUCGGCAAAAUAUCUAAGUACUCUUUAACUAGAGAGUCGGGAACAGUUAUAACCCCUUAUGAUCUAUUUUAUAUUUUUCCGACAUUACAAUCAUUUCAGAAUAGGGAACAGUAAAUACUGGAAAUAUAUUUGAAGCAGGUCU